Brettanomyces bruxellensis is the source of this 5619-nucleotide messenger RNA. RefSeq lists its product as uncharacterized. Gene Ontology annotation, molecular function: protein binding. Gene Ontology annotation, biological process: cyclic nucleotide biosynthetic process; intracellular signal transduction. NCBI's taxonomy places the organism in Eukaryota, Fungi, Ascomycota, Pichiomycetes, Pichiales, Pichiaceae. The transcript has a single exon. The record is from RefSeq and is a predicted model, not a curated record. Bases 1 to 5619 code for a protein of 1872 amino acids.
AUGACGGGGAAAGAGGGCCCAAACAGAAAUGGUCAUAAACCAAACCUAUUCCAUUCAAAAUCGAGCUUCUUUCGCACAAACUCGCAGAUAUUCCCAAGACCAAGAUUUAACUCCAAGUACAUGGAAAAUGAAGAAUCGGGAGAUAACUUAGCAUUAAAGAAUCGUGCUCCGUAUAAUACAGUCAAAGGUGAAUUUACCGAAUCCUCCACCUCACCAAAGUCAUCACGACCAUCAUCAUAUGCUGCACCAUCUGGGCAAUCGGCCGCAAAAUCUACAUUGAAGUCUUUGUUUAAGUCCAGUGCAACCAGCAGAAGGCCAUCAAGACGUAACUCAUCUGUUUCAAACCUGUCACCUUCAUCAGAAUCAAUUGCAGGUUCAAGUGAAUCCAGUAUGGAAGAAGGGCGCAGAAUAGCUGACCAGGAAAGCUACAACGAAAAUACCUCAAUGAAAGAAGUACUGGGUAAGCACCAUAGCCAUUAUAACAGCAGACACUCAAAAUCGUCGUUUUCGCUCUCAAAUAUGAUUCCGAACCGGAGUAGUAGUCGGACAAACAUAUCGGCUUCUUCAUCGCAUAUAUUUCCAUUGAUAUCCAUUUCAAGUUCACACAGUAAUAGCCAUGAAAAUAUUCUCAGCCAUCAUAGUCAUAAAAACGAUAGAAGCACACCUGUCUCUCCUACAAGUGUGUCACAUUCGUCUGAAAAGGCCACAGCAGAAGCUGAUACAGCGACGAAUUCAAUUCCUUCAACAUAUUCCGGCUUCCAUGCAGUGAGAUUCCAUGGCGAUCAGAUCGUUCCACCUUUAUCGAAACCAAUAAAGCCGAGAAAGAGAUCCAGUAAGAGGUCUACUAUUUUGAAGAAGCUUAUUUCAAGCGGGCACGAGUCAAUGAAGAGGUCUUCAUCGGGUACGGAUUUUUUCAGAAGGAGCUCAUUUCAAACUGCUGAUAACCAGAAAUCUGAGUUCAGGAUAACAGAUAAAAAUGCUGCCGUUGAUAAAGCAGGAGUUUCCGAUAGAGAACAACAACACAGUGUAAUGAGUGGGGCAUUGAAGAUGUCAUCACCAUUUGGUAUUGAUUUAGAUACCGAGGAUGAUGAAAUGGCACAGAUUACAAACAUGUCAGCUACACCAAUAUCCAGAGUCAGCUCUGUAAAUACCGUUUCAUACGAGAAAAAUGCACGAAAAGAUUCUACAUCCGGAUGGCUUGCACCCGAAAGUUGGAAAGUGAAAACGGACAGACAGUUGCCAAGAGAUCAAGAUGAAGAUAAGUCUGCAGCUGGAGAUGAUCUCUCUGAUGAUAUGGAUUCUUCGUCGAAUAAUUUCUCCUUCUAUACGGAGACAACUACCUCGGAUGAUUCAAGAAAGAAUACUGGGAAAAGGGACAGUAAUGCUGAUAACACUAAAAAGCGUCACAAGGUUCAUCACUCAAAUGAAUUGAGAGGUGCAUCAAGAUCAUCUGUUCGUAUUUUCAAGGGUGAAAAGAGUUCAGUUCUUCCAUGCACUUUGGAAACUACAUGCAAAGACAUUCUAGACGCGUUGAGAAGAAAGCGUUUCUUAAGAUCCGAGGAGGACCAUAUUAUUGUGCUUAAGUGUGGUGGGCUCACGAGAAGUCUUUCAUAUGAUGAAAGAUUGUUGCGGAUUCAAAGAAACAUGCUUUUCCUAUAUGGAUACACCGAAAGGGACAACUUGGACUACAUAGAGAGGACUGAUUUGAGUUUCCUUUUCAAGUUCAUUGUUCAGGAAAGAGGUGUCGAACUAAUUAGUGAAGACAAACGUACUAUGAUAAAUCCACAGAAUGUUGUUCUAAGAAACUGGAAUAUACAGGAUAUUCCAAACUUCCUUUACGCUGAACCAAUUGUUAGUCUAGAUGUGUCACAAAACCCAUCAUUCAGGUUUACAAAGGAGUUUAUGCACGACUGUAGGAAUAUGCUGACAUUGAAGUUCACUAGAAGUGGUCACCCAUCUUUUCCAGCAGCUAUAGCAUAUGCUCCUAGAUUGACAACUUUGAACCUGGAGGUGAAUUAUAUUCGAAUCAUUCCACCUGAAAUUUCCAACCUUGAUACUCUUACUACUUUGAAUUUGGCAUGCAAUAGAAUUUCACAUCUCCCGGAUUCUUUUUCGAAGUUGAAAAGUUUGGCAUCUCUUAAUUUGUCAUCGAACAGACUUAAACGGAUACCAGACCAGGUUCUUGCAAUUAAAGGUUUACGUAGGUUGGAUCUUUCCUAUAAUGCUAUUACAAAAAUAAGCGACAAAUUGACCCAUUUGAAGGACCUGGUUGUUCUUCAAAUUGCAGGUAACAGUCUUACUGAGGAAUUGCCGGCUUUCUUUGAAAUAUUUCAGAAUCUCAUCAAGGUUGAUGUCCGUUUCAACAAAUUGAGUUCAAUCGAUUCGCUUAAGAAUUCUCCAAAGCUUGAAGUUAUUCGUGCUACUGGUAACAAUAUUUCAGUUUUCAGAAGUAGCACACCAUCUCUUUUCGAAGUAGAGAUGAAUCUCAACCCAUUAACAUACGUAUACUUUGAGUCUGAGAUGCCAAACUUAAAAGUGGUUGAUCUUUCCAAGGGUAAAUUAACAUCUUGUUCAUUUGUCGCUAUGCUAACAGGCGUCGAGAAAUUGACAUUAGAUAUCAAUCACUUGACGACAUUACCGGAGGAAAUUGGCAGUAUGGAGAAGCUUGUGCAUCUUUCAGUAUUUAAGAAUAAUCUAAACUAUCUUCCUGCAAGUAUAAGCAAGCUUAAAAAUCUUGAAUAUCUUGAUCUCCAUUUGAACAAUCUUAAUGGCUUGACCGACAGUUUAUGGCUUCUUCCAUCGUUGAAAUAUUUGAAUGUGUCUUCUAAUCUGUUGGAGGGCUUUCCACCAAUUCCAUCUAUUGCCGAUAUUGAUGGAAAAGAGGCUAGUUCUAUCACUACAGAAGUGGAAACCAUUGAUAAUGAUGAGGCCAGUGACAUUAAAUUGGAUGCUUUGAGUGAUACUUUGAAAUAUUUGAGUAUGAAUGAUAACAACAUUAGUGAUUCCGUGGUUCAUAUAAUUGGAAAAUUUAAAAACUUGGAGUAUCUUAACUUAUCAUACAAUGAGUUAUAUGAUAUUCCACCAGGACCACUUGCCAACCUUCAUAAGUUGAAAGCAUUGUACUUAUCGGGAAACUUUUUGUCAACACUCCCAAUAGAUGAUUUUGAUUCCUUUAAGGAUCUUACCAUCCUACACUUGAACGGAAAUAAGUUCCAUUCGUUGCCUGCAGAGUUGUCAAAGCUAAAGAAUUUGACAGCUUUGGAUGUUGGCUCGAAUAACUUGAAGUACAACAUUAGUAACAUUCCAUACGACUGGAAUUGGUGCUACAACAAAAAGCUUCAAUUCUUGAACUUUUCUGGUAACAAGAGACUUGAGAUAAAGCCACAGUUUAAUAGAGGGGAAACAGAUGAGCAUUUGGAUUCAUUUAUUGGAUUGCACGAUCUGCAUAUGCUUGGCUUGAUGGAUGUGACUAUUACUACUGAUGCUGUUCCAGACCAAACGGUGAAUGUAAGAGUGAGAUCUACAUCUUCCCAAUUAGGAAAAUUCGGAUAUGGUAUAUCUGACACUCUUGGAUCGAGGGAAGUGCUAACGACCAGAGAUGUGGUGUUGGAAAAAUUUAGAGGUCAUUCAGAUGAAAUGCUUUUGACAUUGUAUGAUGCAAAGAAUUGCUCACAAACACAUGGUGAUAAGAUAUCCAAGAUUAUUCAAGAAACGUUUGGAAUCCACUUUUCAAAAGAAUUGGAGUCUUUGGGAAAAGUGAUAAUUCCAGGAAGCACUCCUAAAAAUAUCGAGGAUUGCCUGCGUGGGGCAUUUUUGAAGAUGAACUCUGAAAUGAACAUUUUGAUAAAUAGGGAUACUUCUUCCACUUUCAGUUCUGCGGCUGCACACAGAACUCAAACCACAGAUAAGCUCAGUUUGGAAGAGGAUGGAUAUAGUGGAUGCUGUGCAGUUGUUGUUUACAUUAAGGGUGACAUGAUUUACCUAGCAAACUUGGGUGAUACCAUGGGUGUUCUCACAAAGUCAAAUGGUGAGUAUCAGGUUGUUACAACAAAGCACGAGCCUUAUGCUCCAAAGGAGUAUGAUCGAAUUAGACAGUCAGGUGGUUAUGUUACAACUGAUGGCUAUUUGGAUGGUGUUUCAGAAGUGUCUCGUGCAGUUGGUUAUUUCAAGUUGAUUCCACAUAUUACGGCAAGUCCGAGUAUUCACAAGUUCAAGCUUACCGCAAACGAGGAGAUGAUUGCGAUUGCCACUUCUGAUGUUUGGAAGAAGAUACCAUUUGAUCUAGCAGCCGAUAUUAUAAGGCAGGAGAAGUCGAACCCUGAAGUUGCUGCAGAAAAACUUAGAGACUUCGCCAUUUCUUAUGGUGUGUCUGACAAGGUGACAGCUGUUGUUCUUUCAUUGAGGCAGUUUACUACGAAGGCAAAGCAUCAUGAAAGAGGCACACUACCAGAAGAUUCGAUACUCCGGAAGCUUGAUGAGGAAAUCGAGCCACCGGUUGGCGAAGUUGCCAUGGUUUUCACUGAUAUAAAGAAUUCCACUUUGCUAUGGGACACAUUCCCUGUAGCAAUGAGAUCAGCCAUUAAAGUUCAUAACUCUAUUAUGCGAAGACAGAUGCGUAUUAUCGGAGGUUAUGAGGUGAAGACAGAAGGUGAUGCAUUUAUGGUUUCAUUCCCAACACCAACCUCUGCCUUACUAUGGUGCUUCUCUGUGCAACAGCUUUUAGUUAAUACGGAUGACUGGCCAGCUGAGAUUUUAGCUUCUGAUCAGGGAUGUGAAAUCAAGGAUGAUCACCAGAAUGUGAUAUUUAGAGGUUUGUCCGUCAGAAUGGGUAUCCACUGGGGUAUGCCUGUUUGUGAGAGGGAUAUAGUGACGAGAAGAAUGGAUUACUUUGGACCAAUGGUGAACAGAGCAUCCAGAGUUAGUGCAGUUGCUGAUGGUGGUCAGAUAACUUUAAGUAACGAUUUCUAUCAAGAAUUCCAGAAGCUUCAGAAGCAACAUAAACAAUUGAAAGAGAAGAAGCUGAAAAUUACCGAUGUGUAUACCUCCAAGGCCAUGGGACAGAUCAUUGAGGAGCAGAUGGACCAAUUAGAGCAAGUUGGAUGGGUAGAUAAACUACUUGGAACGAAAAAAUUAAAGGGUCUUGAGGCCCCGGAGAUGAUUUGGUUGAUAUAUCCAAAGUCGUUGAAGACAAGAAUGAGACUUUUGCAGAGCUCAAACGGAGAAAUAAACAACAAAGCAAGCAGAGUGACCACCGGUGGUGUCACUGCCGCAAAUAUAUGGUCACUAAGACAGAUUUCAUUACGUUUGGAGCGGAUUUGCAAUUAUUUAGCCUCCCAGGAUACGGUUAAUGAUGUCAUGGCACAUGAUAAAUACUACAAGGGAGUAUCUGAGCACGCUGAGAGUGUUCUUAGUGGGCAGAUGACUAAGGCGGAAAAUGUUACGAAUGUGUUCUUUGAACAUACGCUGACUAGAAUUGAGAAUUGUGUCCUAACACUUUCAUUACGAAGAGAUAUAACAGAUGGUUGUAUGGAGAAAUGCUCCGUGAGUGAUCUUAUUUCUCAGAUUCAUGAUAUCUUGAGUGAAUACAAGCUGAUAAAGGUUGCUCGGGACAAUAAAUAA